AAUGUACUAGAUUUCGGUAAUUCCUCAAUCAUUGAAACAUAACGAAACCCUAAUUACCCGCCCGGUCAGAGUAUAACUACAUUUGGGUCUCUCUCUCUUCUCACUCGCCGUCUCUCUUUGUUCUCCCGUCGACGUUCGUGAUCGCCGAAAUGACUGAAGCAGAAGCCAAGACUGUUGUUCCUGAGUCAGUGUUGAAGAAGAGAAAGAGGGAGGAAGAAUGGGCACUUGCCAAGAAACAGGAGCUUGAGGCCACGAAAAAACAGAAUGCUGAGAAGAGGAAGCUCAUAUAUAACCGAGCCAAGCAGUACUCCAAGGAGUACGAAGGGAAGGAAAAGGAAUUAAUCCAGCUGAAGCGUGAGGCAAAACUGAAAGGAGGCUUUUAUGUCGACCCAGAAGCAAAACUGCUUUUCAUUAUCCGUAUCCGAGGUAUCAAUGCCAUUGAUCCAAAGACAAAGAAGAUUUUGCAGCUUCUGCGUCUGAGACAGAUUUUCAAUGGAGUGUUCUUGAAGGUCAACAAGGCGACCAUUAACAUGCUUCGCCGUGUUGAACCUUAUGUGACCUAUGGAUACCCAAACUUAAAAAGUGUGAAGGAAUUGGUCUACAAACGUGGUUUUGGAAAGCUUAACCACCAGAGGAUUGCCUUGACAGACAACUCCAUCAUAGACCAGGGCCUAGGAAAGCAUGGCAUAAUAUGCGUGGAGGAUCUGAUCCACGAGAUCAUGACGGUUGGGCCACAUUUCAAAGAAGCCAACAACUUUUUGUGGCCAUUCCAGCUGAAGGCGCCAUUGGGAGGGAUGAAGAAGAAGAGGAACCAUUACGUAGAAGGUGGAGACGCUGGAAACCGCGAGAACUUCAUUAACGAGCUCAUUAGGAGAAUGAACUGAGCUCUUUACUAUAAGCGUUUUUGCUCUGGAACUCAGUGGUCAAAAACAGAGAUGAGAAAAAUGAUAUGAUAUUCCAUUUAUAGUAUUUGACUAUUUCAAUUAAAAA
Molecule: messenger RNA, 990 nt
Organism: Eutrema salsugineum
Lineage: Eukaryota; Viridiplantae; Streptophyta; Magnoliopsida; Brassicales; Brassicaceae
Product: 60S ribosomal protein L7-4
Exons: 7
Coding region: 150-884 (244 amino acids)
Biological process (GO): maturation of LSU-rRNA from tricistronic rRNA transcript (SSU-rRNA, 5.8S rRNA, LSU-rRNA)
Cellular component (GO): cytosolic large ribosomal subunit
Molecular function (GO): RNA binding; structural constituent of ribosome
Source: RefSeq, a predicted model, not a curated record